AUGAGGCCUGUCGAUCAUCUAGAGAACAUUCUCAAGAAGGGUUCUUCACGCGAAUCGUCAAAGGCUUUUAUCGAUAACUAUGGCGAGGAACAAACUUCGGCGAUGUGUUUUUUGAUCGCCAAUGAAGAAAGCUAUUCGUUUUUAAAGAUCUUUAAUUAUAAGACUUUGUUUGAAGGAUUUGGAUAUUGCUUAGCGAGAAUUCUUCGACCCGUAUGGAGGCAGCGAAUACUUAAAUUAAGUCCAAAUGCCACAAACGUAAAUCGGCUGGAUACAAGCAUUCCUGAACAAAAGCUUCAAUAUAUUGUCAAAAAGUUGUUAAACCUCAAGAAAUUCUGUGACAAGCAUCCUGAUUUAAAAACCCUGCAUCACCUCGAGAGUGGUCCUCUGACGGCGCCACCACAAGCCAUUGGCAUAAGUGGUCUAUACGAUGCGCUCGUUAGGAUGACCGAUGCGAUUUCCUUUAUCUUACUCAUGCUGGAGUAUAGCUUGCCUGAAACGAUCGAAGGUGUAGAUCUAUCAACCAAGCAAACGAUAGCCAACUCAAACUUCGACCAGUUGGUGACUGAUAUGUCG
Molecule: messenger RNA, 573 nt
Organism: Funneliformis caledonium
Lineage: Eukaryota; Fungi; Glomeromycota; Glomeromycetes; Glomerales; Glomeraceae
Source: the annotation of a GenBank genome assembly